Molecule: messenger RNA, 1443 nt
Organism: Lactuca virosa
Lineage: Eukaryota; Viridiplantae; Streptophyta; Magnoliopsida; Asterales; Asteraceae
Source: the annotation of a GenBank genome assembly
AUGCCUUGUGAUCAAUCAACAAUGGCUUCUUCAAUUCAAAUCCUCUCCAAAACCACCGUCUUCCCCGCCACAAAAUCCACCCUCCCGGACCUCAAACUCUCCGUCUCCGACCUCCCAAUGCUCUCCUGCCACUACAUUCAGAAAGGCAACCUCUUCACUCGCCCUCCGAUCUCCAUUCCCGACCUUCUCUUUCUUCUCAAAUGCGGUCUUUCUCGUGUCCUCACCCAUUUCCCUCCUCUCGCGGGCCGUCUCACCACCGACUCCCACGGCUACGUCUACAUCACCUGUAACGACGCCGGCGUUAAAUUCGUCCAUGCCAAUGCCUCUCAUUUAUCUAUCUCUGAUGUUACUUCUCCUGUUCAUGUUCCUGAUUGCGUCAAGGGGUUUUUCACCUUCGACAGAACGGUGAGCUACGACGGUCAUUUUAAGUCCAAUUUGGCUGUUCAGGUGACUGAGCUUAAAGACGGUGUUUUCAUCGGGUUUUCCGUCAACCACGCCGUCGUUGAUGGCACUUCGUUGUGGAAUUUUAUCAAUACUUUCGCGGAGGUUUGCAGAGGAGUAAAACUUGUCUCGAAACCCCCGUCAUUCGUCCGUGACUCCGCCUUGAUCUCGUCUGCAUGUCUGAAACUCCCCGCCGGUGGUCCAAAAGUGACGUUUGACGAACACGCGCCGCUGAGUGAGAGGAUUUUUAGUUUCAGCAGGGAGUCAAUUUUGAAAUUGAAAAGCAGGACGAAUAAUCGGAAAAGGUUGAAUUUUUAUGGUGAUUGUGAAAUUAACGUCAAGCAAAUUAAAAUCUCCGACGAGAGAGUAACAGCAUUAUUUGGUAAAUUGUUACGAAACGCUGUCGUUUUGAAGGAGGAAACGGUAGCGGAGCCGGAGAUAUCUUCCUUCCAAUCGCUAUGCGCAUUGCUAUGGCGGGCAGUGACACGUGCACGGAAAUUCCCGAAUUCCAAAACGACAACGUUCCGAAUGGCGGUGAACUGCCGCCACAGACUGAAGCCGGAACUGGAAUCGUUUUACUUCGGGAAUGCAAUUCAGAGCAUUCCGACAUACGCCACCGCCGGCGACGUAUUAUCGCAUGAUCUGAAAUGGUGCGCCGAGCAGCUGAACAAAAACGUGUUGUCCCACGACGACACGAUGGUCUGUCGUUUUGUGAAGAACUGGGAGAGCGACCCGCGGUGUUUUCCGUUGGGGAACUUCGACGGAGCAAUGCUGACGAUGGGGAGUUCGCCGAGGUUUCCGAUGUUCGAUAACGAUUUUGGGUGGGGGAAGCCGGUGGCAGUUCGGAGCGGGAGAGCUAAUAAAUUUGACGGUAAAAUUUCAGCGUUUCCGGGGAGGGAAGGCGGUGGUAGCGUUGACCUUGAGGUGGUGCUAUCGCCAGAAACAAUGGCGGGUAUUGAAUCAGACCCCGAGUUCAUGCAAUAUGUUUCUGGUAGUUGUUGA